AGGAUGCGGCGUAAUUGUUCACAAGUGUAACACAUUUUAUAAAUAAUACAUAACAGCCUGAGCCAUUAACUUGUUAAAUCAGAAUAAACUGUUGAGCGCCGGCCGAAUGCAUGAAUGCUCGACUAAGCUGUUCCACAAAAUAAGUUCUGUUUAUUGCCGACAAACACACGCGAUGUGCGGAGCUAACAAUACUAGUACUGUACAUCAGGAAACCAAUAUAAUGUAUAUUGUCGGAUAUUUGCCUUCAGUCGAGAGCAGAAGUGACUUCCUAGCCAUCGCAGACGCAUUGUUCUCUCUGAUACGAUUUUUUCCACGGACUUGGAUAUUGUAAACUGGCAGCGAGAUGCGAACUCGUUGUACAGAUGCUGAAAUAGAAACGUCAGACAAUGCCGUCUAAUAGGAAUUAGAAAAUUUGUUACUCUUGAUUAAGGCGAGAGUGGGACGGCAUAGUGGUUUGCGCGUCGCUGGAUUUACUUUGUGUAUCAGUCAAUCCUACGAUAUAUUCGACUAGCAUUCAAAGAUGCGACAUAAAAUAAAUAAUUUAUUUUAGUGAGAAGUAAUUUAAAUUUAAUCGAAUGUUGAAAUAAACUCACACUGAUUAUUAAUGUUUAGAACAUAUGUUUUAAUACACAAGCAAUUAAAUUUUCUAUUGAAUAUGUGAGCUUAAAAAAGUACCACGAAAAUAUAAAAAAUAAGAAAAAUCUUUUUUUGUAAAAUUGAAAAAUGAUUUGUGGUAUAAGACUCUUGAUUUAGUCUACACAUAACAUUGAACAAUAAUCUGUGAUCAAAAGUUCCCAUUGGACGCUGUUCAGAGUGUUUUGUGGCCCUUGGAUAACAUUCGAACAUAGAACAGUACACGUGUGGGAUCCGGGUAUGUGAACCAUGCCACGCUCUCCCCUCGCCGACGUCCUGUUGCGCGUGGCUGUAUUGUCCCUGCACGUGACAACAACCGUCGUUUCAGCCAUCAGUUCUCGAGACGAGAUAAUUCCGAAGCCUUACUUCAUAAAAGAUGAGCUGAACACAACUUUUCUGGUGGGUGAUACGGCGAAACUGCUAUGCGGAGUUAUGGACCUUGGAACAAAAUAUGUUACGUGGAAGCGGGACAACACCGUGCUGACGGUCGGGAUGGUGUCCUUCGUCCAGAAUUCCGAGUACGAGAUUCACCACAUCGAGCCUUACUGGAAUCUGCUGAUCAAGAAUGUGCAGCUGAGACACGCGGGAUUGUACGAAUGUCAUAUAAACACGCAGGAUAAAAUGAAAAGAAUGGUGUAUCUCAAUGUUUUAGAUGAUGUUGAUCAUCGAAAACCCACAAUCAACAUAAGCGGCCUGUUUCAUGUAGACAUGGGACAGACAAUCAAACUCCGCUGUAACGCGACGGAUACCGCCGCACCCCCGGAUCACGUGGAUUGGUUCAAGGACGGCAACUCUUUGCAUUCGAGUGAGGCCCGUGGAAUAAGCAUAACUAAGAAAUUCUCAGUCACGUCCAGGACUAUCAGUAGUGAUUUAGAAAUUAAGGAGGCUAAGAUGUCAGAUAAAGGAACAUACACUUGUCGAACGUCCGACAGGCAGGUUGUGAGCGUCAAUGUAAAUAUUCUGAAAGUAGAGACGCAGCCUAGAAAUAUAAGAGAUGAAAAGUUACAAAUACCCGAUUCUAGCGCUGCGACAGGAGGAUUUAACAGUUGUUCCAGUAUAUACUUUUACCCACAACGUUUUAAUCUUCAAAUCCCCAUUUCUUUGGCAGCGACUUGGAUGUGUUUGUUUUUGAGUUUGAACCGAUGACGAGGUAAAAAGUUGAACUGUUAGAAAACUAAUUAUUGACUGAUUAAGAUGCCGCUGGCUGACAUCGACAUUUCGUUUGUUGUGUGUAUGUGAAACAUGGUGCGAAAUGUGAACCAUUAUGCACAUCUGUUGUGUAAACAUAGUAUAAAGACAGAGGGUAUUGUGAAGUGACAACUUUCGACGGUACUUCAAAUACAGAAUUGCACGGCAUUAUAACAUAAACAAUCCGAAUAUCGGAAAAAUAGUGUGAUAACAUAUCCUUUAUUGCAAGGAUUAACUACGAUACAUUAUAACAUACAUUUGUGACAGAUGUGAUAACAGUGUUGUUAUGACGUCAUCAGUUACGUAUGGUGUAUAUGGAUGUUUUUUAAAAAGUAUAUUUCCGUAAGUAUUGUAUAUUUCCAAACACAGCUCACGCCAUUCCUCUUCAUUGUGUUUGUCGAUCUGUAUCGCAAAUUAUGUUCAUCAAUGUUAUUAUUUUCGUAAUGUCAUAUCAAUAACAUAAUGUAUGCCAUAAGUUUAAAACGUAAGCUACAAUAACUUAUUCUAUAAAUGCAUUAAUUAUCUUUAAAAAUGUAGUUUUUUUUUAAAGUUCUACCUCAAAGUGUUUAGUUUUUACAGUCGCUGGUUUGAUGAACGAGACAUAAAAUGAAACAUCCUUAGCUAUUUUAUUAUUUUGUUUACGCACAUGGUUGAAAGAUCAGUUGAUUCAAUUAUAAGCACGUGAAUUUAAAUGUCAUGAUAACAUAUACGUUUUAACGAUGUUUUUAAAUGUACAUAAUUGUCUAUUGUUAGUUUAUGCAUCGAUGAAUUUCAACAUUUAAAUAUUCAAUCAAAUUAAAAAAAACUUAUUUGAAAUAUAUUCAAAUAAACAAUAGAUGCUUAUGUUUAGAAAAAAAAGAAACGAAUAAUGAGGUGUACAUGCAAGUAACAUUUGACUAUAUCCGAAUCAACCACUUUAUGUGUGCACGUGUGUGUGUUUAUAUGUUAUCUAACAAAGCUAUGUUGGUAAUGCCUGUUCUUUAGAACAUGUGCGUUGCCCCCUAAAAAGUUAACUACAAUAUCUGGACACUGGUACUAUGUUAAAAAAUCCAAUGUAAAUUACAUAAGUUACAGCUCUUAAACAUGUAUAUAUUUUAAAUAAAUAAACUUAAGGUAUAUUUAUAUUUUACAUAUGCAUGUGUCUUAUAACAUUUUAUUGUUACUCUUCACUUUACUGUAAUAAAUAAUGUGUAAAUGAUAA
Messenger RNA from Dreissena polymorpha, 3022 nucleotides. Its product is annotated as zwei Ig domain protein zig-8-like. Gene Ontology annotation, biological process: synapse organization. The transcript has 8 exons. The record is from RefSeq and is a predicted model, not a curated record. The coding region runs from base 883 to 1779 and encodes 298 amino acids. Gene Ontology annotation, cellular component: neuron projection membrane. Lineage: Eukaryota; Metazoa; Mollusca; Bivalvia; Myida; Dreissenidae.